AUGUUUGACAAAGAUUGUUUUGUUUCAUUUGCCGCUGUAACAUGUGUCAAGUUUUUGUUCAUUCCGUUGUAUAAAUCAACUGAUUUUGAAGUUCAUCGAAAUUGGAUGGCGAUAACUUAUCAGAAGCACUUAAAAGACUGGUAUAUUGAUGAAACAUCUGAAUGGACACUUGACUAUCCUCCAUUGUUUGCAUGGUUUGAGUUUUUACUCGCUCACCUUGCAAAAUAUUUUGACUCCCAAAUGCUUAGGGUAGAAAACUUAAAUUAUACCAGCUACCAGACUAUCUUUUUCAUGAGAGCAUCUGUUAUACUAUCUGAUUUAGUAUAUUUUUAUGGAGUUAGCAGGAUUUUCAAGUUAAUGAAGGCAUCUAGGAAGAAUCUGAAAUCAACUGUUGAUGACCCAUGGAUUAAGAAAGAAGUUAUAUUGGGAAUGCUAUUUCUUUGGAAUCCUGGCCUUCUUCUUGUUGAUCAUAUUCAUUUCCAGUACAAUGGUUUUUUAAGUGGGAUUCUACUGAUAUCAAUUGCAGACAUUUUUGAAGAAAGAUAUGUCAGAGCUUCUUUCUGGUUUGCUGUUUUGAUAAAUCUGAAGCAUAUAUAUUUAUAUCUUGCUCCUGCUUACUUUCUGUUUCAGUUGAAAAAUUAUUGUUGCAAAAAGGAUACAAAUGAAGUCAAUUUUUAUAAGUGUCUAUGUAUGAAAAUCACAAAACUAGGAAGUGUUGUGAUUGUUACUACCUUGUUUUCAUUUGGACCUUUUAUUUAUUUGGGUCAAACAAAACAGGUGCUUCUAAGGUUGUUUCCUGUGAAGCGUGGGUUAACACAUUCCUACUGGGCACCUAACGUUUGGGCUUUAUACAAUUUUGCUGAUCGCUUACUGAGUUUCAUUGUUUACAAAUUAGGCUUUUAUAAGCAGGAAAAUCUUCAAGCUUGUUCUACUCAAGGUUUGGUGCAGGAGUGUGAACCCUUUAUUUUCUUUUCUAUUUCUCCUACUGUUACUAUUUUGUUAGCACUACUGUCAUUUGUGCCUGUAGGUUGGAUUAUAUGGAAAAAAUCUGCUAGUCCUCAAGUGUUUAUCAAUAGCAUUAUACUCUGUUCAUUUGGCAGCUUUUUAUUUGGAUAUCAUGUACAUGAGAAAGCUAUUUUAUUAAUAAUUUUACCCUUGACAAUUCCUGCUGUUAUUAUUGAGGAUGAAGCUAAGAUGUAUGCAUUUUUAUCAGUUGUUGGACAUUUUUCUCUUCUUCCUUUGCUACAUAAAGAAGGAGAAACAGUUUUAAAGAUUGCGUUGGUUUUACUUCAUGCAGUAUAUACAUUUUCUAGUCUCAGUCAGUUACAUCAAAUGAAGACUCCUGCUGCUUCGACAUUGGAAAAGAUGUACUUUGGAGGCUUAGCUUUGUUACAAGUAUUUUACAGUUUUGGAGCAAAAAUGUUGCAACUAGAACAGAAGUUACCAUUUCUUCCACUGAUGCUUAUAUCUACUUACUGUGCUCUUGGUGUAGUGUAUUCAUGGCUAAAAUAUUGCUGUUAUACUUUAGAGAUAAAAACAAAUUUUCAAGAAAAAAUUAAACUAAAAAAAUAUUAACUAUUUUCAGUUGAUUUAGUUUUUCAAGAAAUCAUUCAUCAGUAGAAUUUUUUGUGUGUUUCAUAACUAAUAAAAUUUGCUCAUCUAGCAAUCAGGAAUUGCAUAUUUUCCCAAAAGAAAUACUGCUAAUGUCUUUUUGCUUUCAGUUUGUACAUGUAAAGUUUAUUUAUUUAUUUUUUUGUAAAAAUGAAUAUAAAUAGUUGGAAUAUGAAAUGUUUUACUUCACUUCUUUCUAUUGGUAAAGUUGCAUUGUCAUUUCCAAUCUGUAUUUUAUUGAAUGAAAAAUAAAAAUUUUUACA
This is a messenger RNA of Uloborus diversus, 1874 nucleotides long. RefSeq names its product probable dolichyl pyrophosphate Glc1Man9GlcNAc2 alpha-1,3-glucosyltransferase (gene xit). NCBI's taxonomy places the organism in Eukaryota, Metazoa, Arthropoda, Arachnida, Araneae, Uloboridae. Gene Ontology annotation, molecular function: dolichyl pyrophosphate Glc1Man9GlcNAc2 alpha-1,3-glucosyltransferase activity. Gene Ontology annotation, cellular component: endoplasmic reticulum membrane. The record is from RefSeq and is a predicted model, not a curated record. Gene Ontology annotation, biological process: protein N-linked glycosylation.